CUUUUACAAAUAAGAUAUGAUGGUGGAACCAGGGCAAGAUUUACUGCUUGCUGCUUUGAGUGAGAGUGGAAUUAGUCCAAAUGACCUCUUUGAUAUUGAUGGUGGAGAUGCAGGGCUUGCAACUCCAAUGCCUACCCCGUCAGUUCAGCAGUCAGUGCCACUUAGUGCAUUAGAACUAGGUUUGGAGACCGAAGCAGCAGUUCCUGUUAAACAAGAACCAGAGACUGUACCUACUCCAGCACUAUUAAAUGUGAGGCAGCAGCCUCCAUCUACUACAACAUUUGUGCUGAAUCAAAUAAAUCAUCUUCCACCCUUGGGAUCUACCAUUGUAAUGACUAAAACACCACCUGUAACAACCAACAGGCAAACCAUCACUUUAACUAAGUUUAUCCAGACUACUGCAAGCACACGCCCGUCAGUCUCAGCACCAACAGUACGAAAUGCCAUGACUUGUGCACCUUCAAAAGACCAAGUUCAGCUGAAGGAUCUACUGAAAAAUAAUAGUCUUAAUGAACUCAUGAAACUAAAGCCGCCUGCUAAUAUUGCUCAGCCAGUAGCAACAGCAGCUACUGAUGUAAGCAAUGGUACAGUAAAGAAAGAAUCUUCUAAUAAAGAAGGAGCUAGAAUGUGGAUAAACGACGUGAAAAUGAGGAGUUUUUCCCCAACCAUGAAGGUUCCUGUUGUAAAAGAAGAUGAUGAACCAGAGGAAGAAGACGAAGAAGAAAUGGGUCAUGCAGAAACAUAUGCAGAAUACAUGCCAAUAAAAUUAAAAAUUGGCUUGCGUCAUCCGGAUGCUGUAGUGGAAACUAGCUCUUUAUCCAGUGUUACUCCUCCUGAUGUUUGGUACAAAACAUCCAUUUCUGAGGAAACCAUUGAUAAUGGCUGGUUAUCAGCAUUGCAGCUUGAGGCAAUUACAUAUGCAGCCCAGCAACAUGAAACUUUCCUACCUAAUGGAGAUCGUGCUGGCUUCUUAAUAGGUGAUGGUGCUGGUGUAGGAAAAGGAAGGACGAUAGCAGGAAUCAUCUAUGAAAAUUAUUUGUUGAGUAGAAAACGAGCAUUGUGGUUUAGUGUUUCAAAUGACUUAAAGUAUGAUGCUGAAAGAGAUUUAAGGGAUAUUGGAGCAAAAAACAUUUUGGUUCAUUCAUUAAAUAAGUUUAAAUAUGGAAAAAUUUCUUCCAAACAUAAUGGGAGUGUGAAAAAGGGUGUUAUUUUUGCUACUUACUCUUCACUUAUUGGUGAAAGCCAGUCUGGCGGCAAGUACAAAACUAGGUUAAAACAACUUCUGCAUUGGUGUGGUGAUGACUUCGAUGGAGUGAUAGUGUUUGAUGAGUGUCAUAAAGCCAAAAACUUAUGUCCUGUUGGUUCUUCAAAGCCAACCAAGACAGGCUUAGCAGUUUUAGAGCUUCAGAACAAAUUGCCAAAAGCCAGAGUUGUUUAUGCUAGUGCAACUGGUGCUUCUGAACCACGCAACAUGGCCUAUAUGAACCGUCUUGGCAUAUGGGGUGAGGGUACUCCAUUUAGAGAAUUCAGUGAUUUUAUUCAAGCAGUAGAACGGAGAGGAGUUGGUGCCAUGGAAAUAGUUGCUAUGGAUAUGAAGCUUAGAGGAAUGUACAUUGCUCGACAGCUGAGCUUUACUGGAGUGACCUUCAAAAUUGAGGAAGUUCUUCUUUCUCAGAGCUAUGUUAAAAUGUAUAACAAAGCCGUCAAGCUGUGGGUCAUCGCCAGAGAGCGGUUUCAGCAAGCUGCAGAUCUGAUUGAUGCCGAGCAACGAAUGAAGAAGUCCAUGUGGGGUCAGUUCUGGUCUGCUCACCAGAGGUUCUUCAAAUACUUAUGCAUAGCAUCCAAAGUUAAAAGGGUUGUGCAGCUAGCUCGAGAGGAAAUCAAGAAUGGAAAAUGUGUUGUAAUUGGUCUACAGUCUACAGGAGAAGCUAGAACAUUAGAAGCUUUGGAAGAGGGCGGGGGAGAAUUGAAUGAUUUUGUUUCAACUGCCAAAGGUGUGUUGCAGUCACUCAUUGAAAAACAUUUUCCUGCUCCAGACAGGAAAAAACUUUAUAGUUUGCUAGGAAUCGAUUUGACAGCUCCAAGUAACAACAGUUCACCAAGAGAUAGUCCUUGUAAAGAAAAUAAAAUAAAGAAGCGGAAAGGUGAAGAAAUAACUCGAGAAGCCAAAAAAGCACGAAAAGUAGGUGGCCUUGCUGGUAGCAGUUCUGAUGACAGUGGAAGUGAAUCUGAUGCCUCUGAUAAUGAAGAAAGUGACUAUGAGAGCUCUAAAAACAUGAGUUCUGGAGAUGAUGACGAUUUCAACCCAUUUAGAGAUGAGUCUAGUGAGGAUGAUGAAAAUGAUCCCUGGUUAAUCAGAAAAGACCACAAGAAAAACAAAGAGAAAAAAAAGAAGAAAAGUAUAGAUCCAGAUUCUAUUCAAAGUGCCUUAUUAGCAUCAGGUCUUGGAUCAAAACGACCUAGUUUUUCAUCUACACCAGUUAUCUCACCUGCUCCUAACAGUACACCAGCUAACAGUACCACCAACAGUAACAAUAGCCUUAUAACAAGUCAGGAUGCUGUGGAAAGGGCUCAGCAGAUGAAGAAAGACCUGCUUGAUAAGUUAGAAAAAUUAGCUGAAGACCUCCCCCCUAAUACCCUGGAUGAACUUAUCGAUGAACUUGGUGGCCCUGAGAACGUUGCUGAGAUGACCGGCCGCAAGGGACGGGUUGUGAGCAACGAUGAUGGAAGCAUAUCUUAUGAGUCAAGAUCUGAACUUGAUGUGCCUGUGGAAAUACUAAACAUCACAGAAAAACAACGAUUUAUGGAUGGAGAUAAGAAUAUUGCUAUCAUCUCAGAAGCUGCCAGCUCAGGUAUUUCAUUACAAGCAGAUAGGAGAGCUAAAAAUCAAAGACGAAGAGUUCAUAUGACUUUAGAAUUACCCUGGAGCGCUGAUAGAGCAAUUCAACAAUUCGGACGAACUCAUAGAUCAAACCAAGUGACUGCUCCUGAAUAUGUCUUUCUGAUUUCUGAACUGGCAGGAGAACAAAGAUUUGCAUCUAUUGUUGCUAAAAGACUUGAGAGUUUGGGGGCACUUACACAUGGCGAUAGAAGAGCAACAGAAUCUAGGGAUCUGAGCAGGUUCAACUUUGAUAAUAAGUAUGGAAGAAAUGCUUUAGAAAUUGUCAUGAAAUCCAUUGUAAACUUGGAUUCUCCUAUGGUAUCACCACCUCCAGACUAUCCUGGAGAAUUUUUUAAAGAUGUUCGACAAGGACUGAUAGGAGUUGGUCUGAUAAAUGUAGAAGAUCGCUCGGGAAUUCUUACUCUCGAUAAAGAUUAUAACAACAUAGGGAAAUUCUUAAAUAGAAUUUUAGGCAUGGAGGUACAUCAGCAGAACGCAUUAUUUCAGUAUUUUGCGGACACACUUACUGCAGUUGUUCAAAAUGCCAAAAAAAAUGGAAGAUACGAUAUGGGAAUCUUAGAUCUUGGUUCUGGAGAUGAAAAGGUGAGGAAGAGUGAUGUUAAAAAGUUUCUGACUCCAGGGUAUUCAACCUCUGGCCACGUAGAAUUAUACACAAUUAGUGUAGAGAGGGGAAUGUCAUGGGAGGAAGCUACCAAGAUUUGGGCUGAGCUGACAGGACCAGACGAUGGCUUUUACUUGUCAUUGCAAAUAAGGAACAACAAGAAAACUGCCAUCUUAGUUAAAGAAGUGAAUCCUAAAAAGAAACUUUUCUUAGUUUAUCGACCAAAUACUGGGAAACAGCUCAAAUUAGAAAUUUAUGCUGAUCUAAAAAAGAAAUAUAAGAAGGUCGUCUCAGAUGAUGCCCUGAUGCACUGGUUAGAUCAGUAUAAUUCAUCUGCAGAUACUUGUACUCAUGCUUAUUGGCGCGGCAAUUGCAAAAAAGCAAGCUUGGGGUUAGUUUGUGAAAUAGGUCUUCGUUGCCGUACAUACUAUGUAUUAUGUGGUUCAGUGCUGAGUGUCUGGACAAAAGUUGAGGGUGUUCUAGCAUCUGUCAGUGGCACAAACGUGAAGAUGCAGAUUGUGCGGCUAAGAACGGAAGAUGGGCAACGGAUUGUAGGUUUGAUCAUUCCGGCAAAUUGUGUGUCUCCUCUUGUAAAUCUCCUAUCAACUUCAGACCAGUCUCAACAGCUUGCGGUCCAACAGAAACAGCUAUGGCAACAGCAUCACCCUCAGAGCAUCACCAACUUGAGCAACGCAUAAAGAACAGACAGGUUUCAACAUGGAUGGAUCUGAAAUGCUGUUGAAGCAUAUCAUUUGCAUAAAAAUCAGGGACAGUUUCCAAAGAAUUAUAUAUUUUUUUCAGUUGUGCUCUCUCUAGUUAGUUUUUUUGGAAGUAAGGACAAACCUGGAAUAGAUAGCAAAACUGAAAAUCAGCAGUGCUGAUGGUGGUACAUAUGUCUUUCCUUUUGCUUCUCCCCUGGUACUUCCCAUCUGCUUUUACUUUGGGUGAGCAGAGCGGGAUGUGUGCGUGCGUGUGUGUCAGUCUGUUUGUGAGUGUGUUAAAGGCUACAGACCACAGUUGGUUUAAAAUGCUUGGAACUUCCCAAACUGGCUUUACUUUAUGUUUAUACAGUGCUCAGGGUUAACGCAGUACAUCCAUGCCAUUGCUGUGGGAGGUAUCCCCGGAUGCAUGUGUUUUGAGUCUAUAAAUAUAGAAAAUAUAUAUUGGUUUCUUUUUCCAGCUUAAUAGGUUUAUUAAAGCAUGAAAUGAAAGGUUGCAUAUCAUGCAUUCAGGUUAUUUUCUAAUUUUUGUUCUGACAGUGCAUGUCUUUGAAAGCAUGCGUAAACAAGAUUAACACAGAAGUCGAGUAACAGAGAGAAACAUUUGUUAGAUGUACAGCAUUGGUUAUUGCAUUUUUAUAGUGUUUAUACCUGGGUAUUGCUUCAAAUCCUGCAGACCCCUCCUGCCCCUUCUCCCUGCCCUAGGUUUCUGGUCAAGGUAAUGAGUACAUACAUUUUUCUGUGAUAAAACUCUUAAAAGUUAAUUUUAAUGUAUUAAUAGUAUUCCUAAUGUGUGCUGCAGAAAUGGCUGUAAGCCUCUUAAAUUUACAUUUUCAACUUAAAGGUAGUUUUAGAAAGAAGUACAAAUUGGCUUUCAUCUUGCAAACAAUCGUUUUUUACUUUGUUAUCUUAAUUUGCUUUUUCACUCAUAAAAAGGAAACCAUACUUGAGUUGUAGACAAUGAGGAAACACUUGAGGCUUCUGCUGUAUGUUUUUUUGUUACUGUUAUUGUUGUUACUCAGUAACUUGAAUAUUGUUUAAUGUGUUGUAAGACAUUGUAGAGUUUAUCUCAAGCUGUUAAAAAUGGUAAUGUACAAAUGUGAAUAGACACUUAUCUAUAUAAUAUGGGUAAGUUUUGUUUCACCUAUAAUAGAUGUUUAUAAGAACAAGUGAGGGGACAGUUGGUCUUUUUAUUUCCUUUUCUUUCUUUCUUUUUCUUUUUUUUUCUUUUUUCUUUUUUCUUUCUUUCUUUUCUUUUUUUUUUUUUUUUUGCUUACACAGGUUGCACUAUUGAAAAAUCGAGAUUGUAUAAACCUGGUAAAAAGCUGCAAGAUGCCAAAAUCUUGUAGAUGUCAAAUAAAAAGUUAUUAUACUAACAAGAAGUGGACUCUUGUUUAGGCCCUCACUGGUGACCUUCAGAAGUAGUCUGUGACGGGGACUCAGCAGAACUUGUGUGUUGCCUCAGCAUUCCAGGUAGCCUUAUAGUUUGGCUUAAAACUUAUCCCUAAAAUUUGAGAUGGCGUUGAGGGAAGGGGUGUAAUGAUACUACUUCUGAGUGUUUUUUAAGUUGAAUUGUUUGCUGUGUUUUUAAACUUCUUGCAGAAUUGGGUGAGAUGUGUGUUAAAACUGACAAACCUGGCUGAAAGCUUAGGGUGUUCAUCCUCUUGUGUCUCCUUUAGCCUGAGUUUGGUUAUGUCAAGCUUACCAUAAGUUUUCUUAGGAUUUAUUUAUUCUUGGUGCCUAAAAGAAUAAAUUGAAAGUACUUUCUGUUCUUUGGCACAUUUUGCCCAGUGGAUGCAACUUCUAUCCUCAGUCCAGUUCAUAUAUCUCAGGCAGUGAUCCAUUUUAUAUCAGCCAGUUUUCCUUGUUAGGGCCACUAGACCCGGCUGGCAGCCAAGAGCAGCACUGUCCCCACCUUCAGCAGAACUUCUCAGCUCAUGUGUGUGUUUUUAAAGCAGUAGUCAGCUUCCAUCAGCAAUGGAAGUGUCGCCCACUCCAGCAGAGGUACAGUCGCUGGACCUGAGGAAGGGAAGCAUUACAAACCCUCCAGUGAGACAGAAUGGCAGAGUUGGGAAGGAUCUUCUCUCAUAGGCUGUUGACCCAGCUCCUCUUUCUGUGUGUGAGGGCAUCUUCGUUUUUUAUGGCAUUUUCAAAGCAGCAUAUGAGGAUUCUUAGCAUGCAGCUAAUUGACAACCCCCAUGUCCCAUGAUGUAAUGUUUGCUCUGAACUAGCCAUCUUGAUACAUAGGAGUGUAUGUAUAUUAGGUUCUUUGUAGAACAGCUUUUUUGUUGUUGUUUUUUUCAUUUAAAAGGCCUCUGAAAGCCCUCUCAAAACGGACCUCAAAAAGGCAACCAGUAUUGAAUGGAUGGGAGCUGGGGCGAUGCAUGCCCAGGCUGGUCAUGGUGUGUGCAGCACCCAGAGAGUUGCACCCACUCCUUCUUCAGGUGGAUAUCCGACCUUUACACUGUGGUCUUACAAAAGUCAGCAAGUUCGGUUUGGCUGCCCUGUGAAACUUCGGCAUUCGAGGUCCUCUUCUGUUAAAACCCAACUCUUGGCUGGGCGCGGUGGCUCAUGCCUGUAAUCCCAGCACUUGGGGAGGCCGAGACUGGCAGAUCACUCGAGGCUAGGAGUUCGAGACCAGCCUGGCCAACAUCGCGAAACUCCAUCUCUAUCAAUAAAUACAAAAAAUUAGCCACUAACUUCUGUAAAAUAGGUCCAUUCAUUGCAGGAUCUCAGUGUCACACCUGACUUCAGAGGCCUUGUUUAACCCCUGUCCUCUUUGCCUCUGCAAUGCCUUUUUCUUCUUUUUAGCAAUAUGGCUCUGAGCACAAAGGUUUGAUUGGAAAUCACGUUCGGGUUUUCAGAGUUUACAGUGUCGGUUGUACUGAAAACCACUUUCAGAGUCUAAAGCAGCUCAGAUGUUAUCUCUGGGGGAAUUAAUGUUCCCCUAAUUUAGCAACCUCCAUACCACAAGGUCUCUAUUUGUAGUUACUGGGAUUAUCCAGAUACACUAUCAAUGAUACAAAUUCAUAGAUGUAUUAAUGCAUUUCUUUAAACAUGACUUGAUUAAGAAGCAGAUAUGUUAAGCAGUUUUCUUUUUCUGCUGCUAAAUUGCAGUUAGACACUUCAGUAUCUUCUCUACAUGUGUAUAUAAAUUAGUAAGAACCUGCAUUCAAAGCAAUGUAGUAGUGUGUGUAUGUAUCUAUAUAUAUUUAUUCUAACUCAGCACUUCAGAAGCCUUUUUGAGUUACAACAAUAUUUUAGUUUGCUUCAUCUGUAGAGGUAAAAGUUCUGUAUUACCAAGCUCCAGAGGAAUAUGAUAUUUUACAGGCACAGUUUUCUGGCUGUAGCCCCUGCGGCAUUCAUUUGCUGGCCUCCAUGGGAUGCUGUUAGAACAAUUGUUAGCCGGCAAGAGAAGAAAGGGUACCAGGACAGCAUUUACAGUUGUAGAAUGGGAGCCUUCUUCCCUCUCCCCUCCACUUUCAUUUUAGCAUGAGAGAAAAAAACAAUAGAUUGGAAAUGAUUGUUGCAUCUCACUUCAUGAAAGUAGGGGUGUAAGUUCCUUCUGGAUCCUUUUCUUGACAAGCAGUCAAGAGGAAGGUCCCCAUACACAUGUCCCUGUGUGAUACUUGGUAGUUUCUGAGAAUGGUGCUACAUAAGCGUUGCUGUUAGGCUGGGAUCCUAUUAACGAAUGUUCGGUUAGUUCAGGCUUCCCAGUGGCGAAGGCAGACACCGUGGAGAUGGACAUUUACUGACUGCCCUUCUUUGUGGCUCCGGUCUCCCUGGCUGACGCCACACCCGUGCGCACUGCGCUUGGCCCGCUUUGCUGCAGAAACACAACGAGCGUUUCAUGUCAGCUACAGCUGAGAGCAAAAACUGCAAAAAAAAAAAAAGUCUCAUUGGAUGCCAGUUGUCUGAUACAAAUGCAGUGUCUUUUAAGUGACAGAAACACACCUAAAUACCUGCAACUCAAGCUCGCUAGCAUUUUUUUUCUGAGUACUUGAGAUAAAAUCCAAAACCCACCCUCUAAUUUUAUGCUGUAUUUAUAUAUAUGUACAUAAAUGUAUAUAUAUAGAAAUGUCGAGUUCUUCUGGAUUCUGAAUGUAAAUAAUUCUUGUAAAUUGGGACUCCGCCCACCUGUUUCUCCCUUUUCCCUCUUCCCUUCAGCUCUAUUUAUUCUUUUCUUGACUUUCCCAUAUGGGGCAUCUUACGACUUUUUUUGUUUUUUGUUUUUUGUUUUUCAUUUAGAAAAGUAUGGAAAACUUUUCAUUUAGAAAAGUAUUUGUUCCUGUAUUUUAGAAUUCAGUUUUGCAUCUUUGCUGUAGAAUUGCUGUUUUGUGUUACUGUUUUUUACUGUGUCUUAUUGUGUUUUGCAUUUUUAUUGUGUGCAAUGCAUUGUACUGGGGGGAUGCACUUGAGCGCCUUUUCUGACGCUGACAUUGUGUGGCUGCUCGUGCUCCUUUAUGUUGUUCUUUGGAAGCUGUAGUGACCUGAUGUUUUCACAUUGUAAAAAAUGCUUCCUGAGACUUCUUUAAAGCUCCUCUAACUUCUUCAGUGCAUUUGGGAUCAAACUUAGCUCUUAGAUCAGCAAACGUGACUUGCUCCUACUUUUGCAGUUUUUCAGGCCUUAACAUAUUUCUUAUCUCUGGCUUCCCACCUGAUAGGAAAAUCUUGCAGAUUUGAAACAGUGGUUUCUGGCCUGCUGCUGUAGCAAAUUCCCUAUGUUUAUUUAAGAAGUUGGGCCUGGCCGGGCGCGGUGGCUCAAGCCUGUAAUCCCAGCACUUUGGGAGGCCGAGACGGGCGGAUCACGAGUUCAGGAGAUCGAGACCAUCCUGGCUAACACGGUGAAACCCCGUCUCUACUAAAAUACAAAAAAAAUCAGCCGGGCGAGGUGGCAGGCGCCUGUACUCCCAGCUACUCGGGAGGCUGAGGCAGGAGAAUGGCGUGAACCUGGGAGGCGGGGCUUGCAGUGAGCUGAGAUCCAGCCACUGCACUCCAGCCUGGGCAACAGAGCUAGACUCCGUCUCAAAAAAAAAAAAAAAAGAAGUUGGGCCUAUACUUUUAGCCUACGAAUAAUGAGUGAUACUUGCAAUGAACAUAGGUAGCCUGCUGCUGUUUAUAACCUGUUGAGGAUAUUUAUAGCAGGCAGGAGGCAGACCUAGGGUGUUAUUGACAGGUGACUUUAGAGAAUGUACAUCGGCGGGGCGCGGUGGCUCACGCCUGUAAUCCCAGCACUUUGGGAGGCCGACGAGGGCGAAGCACGAGGUCAGGAGAUCGAGACUAUCCUGGCUAACAUGGUGAAACCCUGUCUCUACUAAAAAUACAAAAAAAAAAUUAGCCAGGCGUAGUGGCGGGCGCCUGUAGUCCCAGCUACUCGGGAGGCUGAGGCAGGAGAAAGGCGUGAACCCGGGAGGCGGAGUUUGCAGUGAGCUGAGAUGGCAUCACUGCACUCUAGCCUGGGCAACAGAGCUAGACUCUGUCUCAAAAAAAAAAAAAGUGUGCAUUAAGGAACAAUUGUCCUCCAAAAGAGAGCCAAGCAACUGCUGUGGAGCCUCCUAGGCUGACUCUGCUGGAGGGUGAGAGGCAGGUGCCCACUGCAGCGCUGGCCCCUGGGAUCCCCGGAGCGGCUGUGCUCUCCACCCUUGUAUCGGCGAGUGGAUCUUGACUGCAUCAGCCAUAAGCCUAGAAGCAGAGCUGGAUCGAGAUGUUUUUAAUAAUUGGAGUUGGGAAGACCCGGAUGACUCAUGAAAAUGGUGGUGUUUGGCACCCGGGAGGCAGACAUUGGGUAUUUGUUCACAAUUUUGCACCUGUAAGAGCAUGUUCCUUUAUAGCUUUCAGGAAGGAUUGCCGUGAGCGUCUUUGGGGCCUUUCAUUCAUGUACAAGUUUCAUUCAUUACUAUUCAACUUGGUAGACUUGGUGAAAAUGUAAAAGCAUUCCAUAUUUGGAUCAGUCUUGGGAACUAAAUUUGUCGUGAAUUGGGGCCUGUCACAGAUUGCCUCCAGUGUGCAUCCACCACUCAGACCCUCCUUGCUCAGUCUCCCUCUGGAGCCCAUGGAGAAGCCGUGCUGUGGUUGGCAGUGCGGCCAUCUGCGCUGCAGCAACAUGGCAGGGUGCAGUCCAGCAAGACUGCCCUUUAGUGCAAGGCUAAGCUAGGAAAAGAAGCCCAAAAAAGCAGGUUCUUUUUGGUACUUGUAAUUCAGGCAUCCUCCAGAGUGAAGGCCACUCUACAGGCCCCUGGUGAGAACCUGCCUGGCUUUUCCACUGUGGGCCCCUAACCAGUACCCUGCCCUUGCGGCCCAUUUGUGCCUGGGCAGAUGUUUCUGGCCAGCAGACACUGAAGACCUUUUUGCUCUGACAGUAUUUAUGGCACUGAAGAGGAUAAAGAAGCUUGAGCCUCUUUCUGACUCCCACUUUAUGGGGCAGAGAGAGCUUUUUUUCUACGUAGCACAUUGCAGUCUCACCGCUAUCAGAAAAAUAUCCUGUUCAUGGUUUAUACUGAAUUUGCAAACUACUGAUAGGAGUUUUCAAUAACCACUUGUAUCUUCCAUCAUCCAUGAGAGGUGGGAAGAGGUACACUGUAUCUCUGCAAUAAAACUUUUGCCAGGUUCUACCUCCUCUGAGCAAAGGAUACUUUUCUAUGUAGGCGUAGAUCAUUCUCCUUUACUAAUCUGACAUGGUGCAUCUGGAGACGUCUGAUGGAAUCCAAAGACAACUUGAAACAAAGGCGGAUGUCAGCUCUUGGUUUGUUUUCAUUUCGUUCUCUUUUAAAUCUCCCUUUUGUUAUCGCUCCUGUUGUAGCGUGUCCAUCAGUGUGUGAAGGGUACGCCCUGUUCUGACGAUACUGCGUUGCUGCAUCCAGCCUUUCGUGGGAGCGCAGUACGAAGUGUCCGGCAUUGAUUAUUCUGACCACUUUUGAUAUGUAACUGAGAAAUUUGUCUCAUGCAAUAAAAAUGUACUGGCUGCAUUUUAGCAAGGUUUACUCUUGCAAGUAAAAAUGAUCAACCGUGAAGCAUAACAAAUUCUGUAUUUAGUUUCUUUUGUUGUUGUGGUUUUUGUUUUGUUUUUUGUUUUUGUAAGAUUCUCAAUAAAUUAAAUACAAGUCA
Messenger RNA from Macaca mulatta (Rhesus monkey), 11326 nucleotides. The record is from RefSeq and is a predicted model, not a curated record. NCBI's taxonomy places the organism in Eukaryota, Metazoa, Chordata, Mammalia, Primates, Cercopithecidae.